Capsella rubella is the source of this 1336-nucleotide messenger RNA. Its product is annotated as RNA-binding protein 38. Bases 300 to 1205 code for a protein of 301 amino acids. Gene Ontology annotation, molecular function: RNA binding. NCBI's taxonomy places the organism in Eukaryota, Viridiplantae, Streptophyta, Magnoliopsida, Brassicales, Brassicaceae. The transcript is spliced from 5 exons. The record is from RefSeq and is a predicted model, not a curated record.
AAAAACCAAGACGACAUUACCCAUACCCAAAAAAAAAAAAGAAAAAAAAAAGGAAAACUAAUUCUUUGACGUAUUUCUAUCAGGAAACUAAUUUCCAUAUCUCUCAUUAUAAAUACACACAGUUUUAUUAAGCCUCUUUAAAACCUUCUCUACAUCACAACAACAACAAAUUAAAAACCUAGUCUUCUUCUCUUCUCUUUGUCUUCCUCAAAAUUUCUAUAUAGGCUUCUUUCGAUUAAAUUUGGUAUUGAGAAAUAAGUAAUCGGGAGAAUAUAUCCAACGCUUCCAUUGAAUGAAUAAUGGAUCCAGAUCCUAAAAACAACAAUAUGUCUCAACCUAAUAAUCAAGCUAACAAUGAUCAUGAUACUAGGUUUACAAAGAUCUUUAUAGGAAAUUUAACAUGGAGAACAACAUCAGAUGAUUUGAUAACACACUUCGGACGAUUCGGAGAGGUUGUUCAUGCUAAUGUUGUUUGUGAAACUUAUCCUGGAAGAUCUAAAGGCUAUGGUUUUGUUACUUUUAGAGACUCUGAUUCUGCAGCUAGAGCUCUUGAGAAUAAGAAUCCAGUCAUUGAUGGGAGAACAACCAAUUGCCAAUUGGCUACUCUUGGUGCUAGGAAAAAAAUUAAUCCUCCUAACCAAAAUGGAUCAUUAUUGAAUCAGGUGAGACCACCGCAGCAAUAUCAGCCACGACCUGUACAUGUACCUCCUCUCCAAUGGGAUCCAUUUGCAGGACAAUACAUUUACAUGUAUAAUCACAAUGUGUUUCAUAAUCCUUACCCAACACACAUGACCCAUUGGCCCUAUGGUUUACCAUCCAUACCGCAGCACAAUUUGCAACAGACAAACAUGCGACAUGCCGUUGCUUAUGCGCCUCAAGAGUCAUCGGUUCAACUUAAUGAAAUCAUCAAUGAUACUGAUCAAGAAUCUGCGCCUCAAAGAUCAUCGGUUCGGACUGAAAACAUCAACGAAACUACUGAUCAAGAACUCACAGCGGAUGUUGCACAUCACGACAAUGAAGAGGCGGCUACAAAACCAGCUGGUGAUGUUGAUCAACCAACGGCAACCGAUCAAGAAGGAGGGAAAAAUGCAAGUGAUGAAGAAAGAAAGAUCAAUGACCAAGAAGAUAUCACCAAGCAAGAUGAUAUGUCGAUGAAGAGAUCAACUAAUGACAUCAAGAAUGAAAAGAUAUGUAAACAAGGGUGAGAAACACGAUAAACAAACCACACUUGCAUUACAAUCAAAUCUUUUCUUCUCUUUUCUUUCUUCUAUUAGCUUACAAAGCUCUUUUUUUUUUUUUACUUUCUAUUUCCAAUUUUUACUAUAGCUAGCUAGUA